AGAGAGAGAGGGAGCUGUACCAGGGAAAAAUUGUCAAGACAAAGGACUGAACAGUCUUUAGGGAAACAGCGGAGAGUACAUUGAGUUUUUAUACCGGUUUAUGGUAGCCGAGCUGUGACACUAGCGGCGGGAAGCGGCCAGGGGUUAUUCGGGCACCCGUCACUGCUGGGCAUCACAUCUCCCUUGUUGUCUGCUCCAGUGGAAGUGAGGCUUCAUGGUCAGCAGCCUGGUGAUGGAAAGAACUGCACAGCUAUAAGCUCGGUGACUGGAUGGAAAGAGCUGUCAGCGCGCUCGCAGAAGAUGGAGGAAGUGGAAAUGCACAGACAGCAGCGGCAGUUUGAUUGACGACACCGCUGUGGUGUUGUUGGAGGAGCGAUCUUUCAUUUGGGAUCACCUGGAGUAUCUUUGUUGUGAGACUUCUGCUGGCAAUCCAGUGUGGAGUUCCAGUUUUUCCCCCCCUUCCUGCUGACCUGUUUUCACAUCUCUCCUUCAGAGCGAGCAGGUGUUGCUGUGUUAAACAGCCACAGGUCUCCAAUUUACCUCGCAACCCCCUCCCCUCCCUCGACCGUACACAGAGACACACAAGCUCCUCUCUUCCAAGCGGCUGAGAGGUUGCUAUGGCAAUGGUUGUCAUGAUGCUGAUGUAGCGUCCUGAAGGUGGUAGUUGUGGAGGUAGUGGUGGAGCCGGAGGAGGUGGUGCCGGCGGCGGCGGCGGUGGUGGUGGUGGUGAACGUCCAGGGAUGGGAAGCGCUCCGUAUCCAGCCGGUGAGUGGAAGGGGAAGGGGCGAGGCGGCCUGCAGGAGCUGGGCUGCAUGCGCUGGAAGGUCGGCAAGCAGAAAGGAGGAGGAGGGGGAGGAGGAGGAGGGGAGGUGGUGGUGGUGGGAGCGGAGGAGAGGAGGUCCAGGGAUCCCACGGACUCGCAACAGCAGCAACAGCAGGAUCUCUCAUCCUCCUCUUCCUCCCUCACCCCCCCACCGCCUCCUCAACCCUCUCUGACACCUCCGGCCAUUUAUCAUGAGAAGCAGCGGAGGGAGCUGUGCGCCCUGCACGCGCUCAAUAACGUCUUCCAGGACGGGACAGCCUUCAGUAGGGACACCCUGCAGGAGAUAUUCCAGAGGCUUUCUCCCAGCACUCUGGUGACACCUCACAAGAAGAGCAUGCUGGGAAAUGGGAACUAUGACGUAAAUGUCAUUAUGGCAGCCCUGCAGACCCGAGGGUUUGAGGCAGUUUGGUGGGAUAAAAGAAGGGAUGUAGGCAGCAUCGAGCUGUCCAACGUGACGGGCUUCAUUCUGAACGUGCCAUCCAACCUGCGCUGGGGGCCUCUCCGGCUGCCGCUCAAACGCCAGCACUGGAUAGGAGUCAGAGAGGUGGGAGGGGUCUACUACAACCUGGACUCUAAGCUGCGUAGCCCUCAACCCAUCGGCAACCCGGAUGAGCUCAGGAAGUUUCUCCGCCAGCAGCUGCGAGGGAAGAACUGUGAACUCCUAUUGGUCGUCUCGGAGGAAGUGGAGGCACACCAAACAUGGCGGUCUGAUGGCUAAGGGUUUAACCAGCCGAUCACAGCGCCACCUGGGCCAACGGGCCGAUGACAGAGGAAGUAGAAGAAGUUGUGCGCAGCCAAUCACAUGGAUGCACACUUGCAGAUGUAUUUUUUCCCACCUUUUUGGGUUUUGUUUACACAACCAUUGCUGGACUCGUUUCUGAUAAGAGGCAAAGCAAUGAGGGAGGCAAACACUUUACAGGGAGAAUCAACGAAUCACAGUCCUUUACUCACAACACAGUUAAGACUUAUAAAAAGUUACUAUUCUGUUUCUGCUAUUCUUGUGUUUUUAUAUAUAUUGACUAUUUUUCAAUGUCAGUUUUGAUCUGUUUAUUAUUAUUUUUUUCCUUUUUACUGUUCAGAUUUCCAAAGUCAUAGGAUAUCAGGCUUUAUGAAAAAUGCUGUGUUUAUCUGCCUGUCUCCCUGUGAUGAGUGAUCCUCCCUGCUUCAACCAAGAUGUUCACUGAUCUUCUGUCUUUGUGUUUCUGUCCCUCCCGUCAUGUCGUGAAUCUCUCACUAUCCGUAUCCACCGUCCUUCACUUUCACCAAAGCGUGCCCUUCCUUGCCUCAGCGUGACUCCGCUCACUCCUCCUCUCGGUCCCUUCUACGUGUCACGAGUCAAAAUCGGUGAUUUAUCACAUUGCCAACUUUGUAUUUCAUCCACUUCCCAAACUCUUCUGGCACAGUCUGAGCCUAUACUGUACAGAGGCUGUGCUGACACAACAGUUUUAUAUGCAACAAAGCAAUGCAACACUCGGGCCAAGCACUCCCUCUAGCGGAUGUUUGCCUCAGUUUCCUUUCAAGGAAGAAGUAAUGGCAUCAUUCAUCCAGUUGUUUUUUUUUUUAUAUAGAGUGCUAGUCAUCGAGGAAGUAUUGCAAUAGUAACAAUUAUCAUCUUUCAGUAGAAUUAUACUGAAUUAUGAUAUAAUAUUGAUCAAAUUACGAUGAUAAGGAAACCUGUUGUCUGAAUUAUUUAUAAAAUCAAACUCAAAAUAUAAUAUUACAGAAAUUGGCCAUUCAUCUGCAAAGUCAGAGCAUCACAGUUCAUGUUUGACUUUGGAAAAGCAGUCAACAAACCCAUCUCAACUCGGUCUGCUUGUUCUGGAGCUUUCAGCUGCAUCACACAGUUCUCAGACAUCAGAAGAUUAAGUGAUGUUCAACUUUUGAGUAGUGCUAAAACUUUAUUAACUAGUGCGAGUGUGUCAUUUUCUCAACAAAUAUUGGGUUUUGGACUGUGAGUCAGACAAAACAACGAAUUUAAACAUGGAAACUUGAGCUCUGAGGAAUUGUGAUCGACAUUUUUCUAGAACUUUCCACUUCCUACUUUCCAUACGGUUCUAAGACAAAUUUAAUCUGCUGAUGAGGGCUGUGUGAUUCAAAAGUCAAGUCAAAAGCUCCAGGACAAGUGAGCAAGUGAUCGUUUAGAUGGUUAAUAAUAAUCGAAAUAAUUAAUGAGUUACUGUUACAGUCGUCUCAUCGAUAAAGAAAUAUUUUGUAUUUGCCCAUAUCAAGCACUCUUGUUUAAUUAGAGUCACAAUAAUUGUUGCUUAGUGGUAAAAUGACACCACACAGAAUAAGGGACGAUACUUCCAUUGUUUAUUCAUUGUCUUAUUUUCUCUCCGGCUCCACUCUGGUUCAAAGGGUCACCACCACAGCAGCCCUCUGUAGCACAGGAGCUCAGCUGAUGCAGGGCUCUUCUUCUUCUUCUUCUUCUUCUUCUUCUUCUUCUUCUUCUUCUUCUUCUUCUUCUUCGUCUUCGUCUUCCGUCGUCGUCGUCUUCGUC
Morone saxatilis (striped sea-bass) is the source of this 3323-nucleotide messenger RNA. It is a transcript of the gene josd1, whose product is annotated as Josephin domain containing 1. Gene Ontology annotation, biological process: protein deubiquitination. NCBI's taxonomy places the organism in Eukaryota, Metazoa, Chordata, Actinopteri, Moronidae. Bases 741 to 1541 code for a protein of 266 amino acids. The record is from RefSeq and is a predicted model, not a curated record. Gene Ontology annotation, molecular function: cysteine-type deubiquitinase activity. The transcript is spliced from 5 exons.